Hemiscyllium ocellatum (epaulette shark) is the source of this 4816-nucleotide messenger RNA. It is a transcript of the gene dnajc25, whose product is annotated as DnaJ (Hsp40) homolog, subfamily C, member 25. NCBI's taxonomy places the organism in Eukaryota, Metazoa, Chordata, Chondrichthyes, Orectolobiformes, Hemiscylliidae. The record is from RefSeq and is a predicted model, not a curated record. Gene Ontology annotation, cellular component: endoplasmic reticulum membrane. The coding region runs from base 1 to 1035 and encodes 344 amino acids. The transcript has 4 exons. Gene Ontology annotation, biological process: protein folding.
AUGGCGUCGGCGAGCGGGCCGGCUGUAGUGGGGUUGUUGCUUCGAUUUUGCGCCGUUGCCUUCACGUUGCUGGGUAGGGUUGAUGGCCUGGUGGAAGGCUUGUAUUGCGGUGCCGUCUCCUGCUACGACGUCCUCGGAGUGUCAAGAGAUGCUGGCAAAAGCGAGAUCGCCCGCGCUUACCGCCAGUUGGCCCGGCGCUUCCACCCGGACCGGUACAGACCCACGGAGGCCGGGGAGAACCCCGAGGAGAAGUUCCUACUGGUUGCCACCGCCUAUGAAACACUGAAGGAUGAUGAAGCCCGGAAGGAUUAUGAUUACAUGCUUGAUCAUCCUGAUGAAUUUUACAGGCAUUACUACCAUUACUACAAGAGAAGGCUAGCACCCAAAGUGGAUGUCAGAAUAGUUAUAAUUGUGACAGUUUGUGCUAUAUCACUUUUUCAGUACUACAGCUGGUGGAGCAGUUAUAGUGAGGCCAUUCAUUAUCUCACUACUGUGCCAAAGUAUAGAAUCCAGGCCACAGAAAUUGCAAAGCAGCAAGGCCUCCUUAACAAAACUAAAGAAAAAGGGAAAAACAGACGCUCUAAGGAAGAAAUCAAAGAAGAGGAGGAGGAAAUCAUUAAAAGCAUUAUCAAAAAUAACAUUGACAUUAAAGGUGGCUAUCAGAAACCACAGCUAUAUGAUAUACUCCUCUUCCAAAUUGUUUUAGCUCCUUAUUACAUCUGUAGGUAUAUAAUGUGGUAUUGCAGGUGGAUUUACCGUUUUCACAUAAAACAGGAAGAAUAUGGAGAAGAAGAAAAAUUGUAUAUUAUUAGAAAAAACAUGAAAAUGUCACAAGGCCAAUUUGACAGUUUAGAAGAUCAUCAGAAAGAGAUGUUCCUUGAGAGGAAGCUGUGGUUACGAGAAAACUUUGAGGUUUAUAAGCUGGAACAAGAGGAAGAACUCAAAAAGAAAGUAGCAUCAGAUCCACGAUGGAAACGGUAUCGGCGGUGGUUGAGAAAUGAGGGCCCAGGAAGGCUAACAUUCAUCGAUGACUAAAUACCUCUGACUUACACAAGUGUUUACAGAAAAUGGCUUUUUAUAUUUAAAAAAAAAACUAUUUUGAUAAUGAAACAUAAAUAUCAUUGAUCUAAUAACUCAGGAUUUAGUUUAAACAGCAUUCAGUUUAAUUACAACCCUGUUACUAUUUAGAUUCACCCCACAAAAAAUGCAUUCCCAAAUAUUAGUGGAAAUGUGUACUGAUUAUAGAAUCUGACUUUGUUUUUUUUUGAUUGCAAGGACUAAAGUGGACAAGUUUUGGUUGCUUAUUCAUUUUAUUAAUAGGUGAGAUGGAAAUUGCAUUGCCAAGGAUUAGUUCAUUGUAGAUUUUUUUUUGAUUAUAAAUUAAACGUCAUAGAAAUAAAAAUCUAAAUGUGAGAUAUUUAAUGGUUAUUUAGUUUCUAGGUGGAAGUUGAAAUAAUAGCUGUUUAAGAUCAAAUGGCAGCAGCUUUUAUGGUGCCUGCAAGUUACAGAUAUAUAAACUAGAAAAAUCAGCGGCUGCUCAAAUGCAUGCAACAAGUUUGUGAACAGAUGUAGAUUAUAGUUUCUUUUUUUUACUUGCACCCAUUUUGUACAUUCAUUAUGAAUGGAUGCAAGUAAUUCUACCAUUAUAAGUUCCUAAGACAUCUUUUCGAUUUAUUUCACAAUUGUCAAUUGAGCUGACAACUAGGGGUUGAUGUGUUUUUCUUUGGGCAUCUUGGUUCUCUUAACAUUUCCUCCCUAGGAAGGACUUGAUAAUGGUUUUGUGAUAAGUUAUUGAAAAGCUACUGCUGGUACCAAAAUAGAAUCGUAGAAUUCCUACAAUGUGGAAAGAAACCAUUUGGCUCAUCUCGUUUUCACUGACCUUCCAAAAAGCAUCCCACCCAAUCCCUAUAACCCUGUAUUUCCCAUGACUAAUCUGCACAACUCUGGACACUGCAGGAUAACGUAGUGUGGCCAAAGCACCAAAACUGCACAUCUUUGGACUGUGGGAGCAAACAGAAGCACCCAGCAGAAAGCCACACAGACAUGGGGAAAACAUGCAGAUUCCAUACAGGCAGUUACCCAGGGCUGGAAUUGAAUCCAGGUCCCUGGCACUGUGAGGCAACAAUGCUAAUUACUGUGCUGCGCCUGCCUAUUGUUGUGAGGUUUAGACAAGGUUAGAAGAGAGCUAUUAGAAUAACCACAUUAUUUGCUUUGUCCUUGCUGUCCUUUCCUAGUUAUUAUAGGGUUUUAAAGCAAAUUUAAAUUUUAUCAUUUUUCUAUCCAUGAAUGCCCACUACCUCAAUUUGAUUUUUUAAAAAAAAUUUAACUUUUUUUCAAUUUAAUUGAAUCACUCGGUAUUAAUUUGGAGCGAACUGGUAAGUUGUAUCUCUAAAAGACAAAAAUCCAAGAAUAGCUGAUCUUCUCUUUAUGCAGUAUACGUCACGAUAGAAUCUGUGCUGAAUUAAGUGCUUCCAGUUCAGAAUGUAGUGACACUAAUAUGGAAGACUAAUAUAGCUAAUCCCUAGUAACCACAGACAGGUUAUCUAGAAAAUGUUAAUUGAAUGGCAGAAUUCUGCGAAUGUUGGAAAUCUGGAAGAAAUGUAGAGAAUAACACUAACAUUUGUGGUGAUCAACUUGUAUCACUAACUCUGUCCACAGAUGGUUUCUGAUUUUGUAUUUGCAGCAUUUUCUGUUUUUUAUGCCAGCAUAUGUUGAUAGUUCCAUGAAAAUUUUAUAUAUGAAGUGAAUGGAUUGUAACAGAUUUAUCUCAAAAUUUGGUUAGGAAUAUUAAUAUGUACCUGCGCCUAAUGGUGUUUAAACUAAAUUGAGGUUGACAUUCAAAACAAUCCAUCUCCUAAGAAACAUCUUUCUUCGCUGUCCAUUCUAAAGAUAAAUUCUCAGGCCAAGAGGUUUUACCCCUUGAAUGUAAAUUUGAAGUAUUCUGUCAUCAUGAUUUUGGAAUGAGAUACUAAAUCAAUUAUCUUAAUUACCCAAAAAAUUAAAAUGUGUGGCAUUAAAGGCAUAAGUUUGUCCUAUUUUAAAGUUUUAAAACUAUAAAAUUAGCACCUUUUUUUUAAAAUUUCUAGAUUUUGAGAAUAAUAUCCACAUACUAAACAUUAGAAGCAAGUAUUAAUAAACAAAGCACAACCGACAGUUCAGAAUGUCGUUAACUGCAGUCUUUGAAAUGUAUUGCCAGUUAACCCACAACAGAUUUUAGAUUGGUAAUAAUGCCUACUCACCAACAGGUAGUCAUACAAUGAAAGAUGACAAACGUUUUGUAUGCCACUUGUAUUGGAAAUAUGGGAGAGAGGGUGGUUGCAUUAUCUGGUGGAUGAAUACAAUUUUUCUUCUCUAACGAAUGUAAGUCACGAGAAGCUACUUUGCUUUUAUUAAUGAACAAUAACUAGGAUGGUGGUUUGGAUUUAGAAUUCAAAAUGUCUCAGUUCACCAAAGAUGCAGCAAUAGUUUCAUUGUGAGAAUAAAGCUCUCACCUAAUUGGCUAUUUAAAACCUGCGAUUUGAUUCAAAAAUUUGAAUUUAUUUGGCAUCUUUAAUACAGCAAAUUAUCCAAGGUGCUUCACAGGAAAUAUACAAAAGAACUUGCAUUUAUGUAGUGCCUUUCCUAUCAUAAGGAUGACCAAAAGCACUGUAGAACCAAUGAAAAACUUUGAAGUGUAGUCACUGUUAAAGGAAAUGUAAUGGCCAAUUUGCACACAACAAGGUGGAAAUAACCAGAUUAACUUGUGUUGUUCAUUGAGGGAUAAAGUAUUGUCCAGACAGGCCCCCAUUUUAAAGAUUAAUCUGAAAGAUGGCACUCCAGCAGCAUUGUAUUUGCAUGUUGGCUGUGGAUUUUGUGCUCAGGUCCUGGAGUGGUAUUUGAUGCCGAGUCAGAAGAUUUUGGGUUAAGGAUGCUGUCAAGUGAGGUGUGGUUCAGGACAAUAAGCAAAGUUUGACCCUAAAUCAAUAUUAGGACAGCUGGUCAAAAAUUUGGUCGAGGAUCAUGUUUUCCUAUUACAAUAUCUAAAAAAAAAAGGACCCCUGCUUCAGGGAAGCAUAAUUGCCUUCAGUGUGCUUAAAUAAUACUUGUUCAGAUCAAGAAGCAUCUAGGUUCGAACCAUUGUCUUUAUUAACUUAAAAUUUGACAGGGUGUGCAGUAAUACAAAUCUUCCAUACACUCCUGGUUUGGCAAAGGGAACAUCAGGCUCCUGAUUACUGAUCGUUUAUCUGCCUUGAUAAGUAUGCUGAGUGGAUAACAACAGGUGAAGACUAGAUUAAACUAACCGGCUUUAAUUUUCCUGGUGUCACUGGUAAUCCCCACAAGAGUUGAUCUUAUCAAGGUUUUACAGGUAAAUUGUGACCACUGAGGCAACUGGUAUUAAUCUUACCGAUAUUUAUACCUUAGCCAUUAAUGUGGGGAAGAAAGUUCCAAUGGUUAUCACAUUUGGCCGUGGGAGCUUGCUAUCAGCAAAUUGACUGCAAGUUAAGAUUGUUGCUUUUUCAACAGUGAUUGCACUACAGCAAAGCAUUUUUUUUGAUAGCCUGAAGUGAAAAGCCCUAUGUAAAGGCAAGUUCAUUCUUUCUAACUCUACCUCUGAAAGAAAUCAAUGCCUUAAGAGGAAAUAAUUGGUGGAAGAAACAGUUGAUAGAAUAGCAUUGGUUGCACUUUGUUUUGGAGGCUGUAAGGUUUUGUAGGUUUGAAUAAAUAUUCAGCAAGAUAUGAAAAUCUACAUUUUGAGGGGAUAUAUUCUGGAAAAAUGCCUGUCUGAUUUAUUUUGUUGAAAUUCAUUGCUGAGUUUUGCCAAACGUUUCGUAAUGCU